Rodentolepis nana is the source of this 324-nucleotide messenger RNA. The record is from the annotation of a GenBank genome assembly. Lineage: Eukaryota; Metazoa; Platyhelminthes; Cestoda; Cyclophyllidea; Hymenolepididae.
AUGUCCUGGUCUACGGUCGUCGUUGGACAUCAUAGUGAAGCUCCCACUGCGGAACUCUGCAAUACUUUUAUUGCGCCGUCGAAGAGUAACCUUCCGUUUCGAAUUGAACCGCUCCUCUUUGAGUGGCUUGGUUGGUAUUCAGGCAAGUUGCCGAAUUUCCUCUCGCCUGCAGCUCUAUAUGAAUUGGGUUACAAUGUGGACACCACCUAUAGCUCAAUCUCUUCCAUUAACCAACUGGAUCUCCAGGAGACUAUUGCCCAGUUCUACACUAGAUCAACUCAAAUUGUUAAGGAGAUUCUGGAUCAGAAUCCUUUUAAAGGUUAG